AUGCAGCGCUGGGUUCAUUCACGAGGUAACUAUUUCCUGUGUGGGAGUUUUGCUCAAGCCAUUUGGACAUACAUUUCAGCGACCCGCCUUUGUGUUUCUUUUGUGCUUUUUUCUUUCUAUAUUUCGCUCAAAUGUUUUCUGUUUUGUUUUCUUUCUUUUUUCAUAUUGACAUUUUCUAAUGUUAAUGCUGUCAUAAGGAUUAUUUUCUUUUCUCUUUCUUUCUUCCUUCAUAAUCGUUUUUCUCUUCUUCCUUUCUUGCUUUCCACAGUUUUUCUUUUUUGUUUGUUUGUUUGUUUCUUUCUUUCUUUCUAUCAUUCUUUCUUUCUUUCUUUCUUUCUUUCUUUGUCACCACUUUCUAUCUUUUUUCCUUUAUUUUAUCUUACUGUUUCCCCGCCUUCCUUCUUUCUUUUGUCUAACCGUUUUGUUUUUGUCAUUCUUUCUUUCAUCCUAACUGUCUUUCUUUUUUCUUAUUGUGUGUCCGUUUUCUUUCCUUGUUUUUUUUUCUUUUUGUGUCCAUUUUCAUACUUUCUUUUACUUUAUCUGACUUUUUUCCCUGCCUUUCUUCUUUCCUUCUUUCUUUCUGUCUGGCCAUUUUCUUUCUUUCUUUCUUUCUUUCUUUCUUUCUUUUUUGACCAUCAUUUUAUUCUUUCUUUCUUUUUGUCUAACUGUUAUCCUUCUUUCCACCUUUUAUGCUAUGAUCACAACAAAGAGCCUUAUUAA
Messenger RNA from Acanthosepion pharaonis, 720 nucleotides. The record is from the annotation of a GenBank genome assembly. NCBI's taxonomy places the organism in Eukaryota, Metazoa, Mollusca, Cephalopoda, Sepiida, Sepiidae.